Molecule: messenger RNA, 2962 nt
Organism: Spizellomyces punctatus DAOM BR117
Lineage: Eukaryota; Fungi; Chytridiomycota; Chytridiomycetes; Spizellomycetales; Spizellomycetaceae
Exons: 4
Coding region: 332-2797 (821 amino acids)
Cellular component (GO): SBF transcription complex; MBF transcription complex
Molecular function (GO): DNA binding; transcription regulator activity; protein binding
Source: RefSeq, a predicted model, not a curated record
CGGCCCCCUUGCUCCCUUUCCAACGUCUCCAGGCUACUCUGUAUUGAAACUGUUAUUCGACGGUCGCCAACGCCAGAGGAAUUCACUCGUAAGACCUUUUCCGGAUUGCCCAACGUCUUGUGUUGCACCUUGGUCUCUCGAAGCCUGCGGACGACUGUGAACAACUACCUGGCCCGUCCCGUGGAACAAGCGAAGACAGAUCCGAGUUCAGAGUGCCGUACGAGUAAGCAAGCGUCCACUUUCUCUUAGCUGUGAGCUUGUUUUCUCGGGAUAGACAAUUAAGUCUUCGCUCUUAUAGGCAAUUGCUAGCAACUGUCGAGACCAAGCUAGCAUGAUUCGUGCGCACGACAUGGCCUUCGAAGGUGGCGCUCAGUAUCCUUCACUUUCGCACACUACGGUCGGGAGUUCUGGCGCAGGCGCAAUCGCUACACCUGCUAAUGGCUCUCUCUCGGAUACACUUGCCGGAGGGCUUUCAACUCCUUUACCACCACUGUCAAGCUCACAUGACUUUCUCCAGUCGUACUUUGGGAAUAGCUCUUUGAAUCAAAUGAGUGGCAGUUCAGGUCCCCCACCGUUCUUACCGUUACAAAUUCCUGCGUUAUCCCGAUUGACUGAAGGCAACUCGAUUCUUGGCGUUUCACCCCGUAACAUAUAUAAUCAACCCCCUUCACCAAAGAGAUUACCAGAAGAAGAAUCGGAAGAGGACGAGGGUCAUGCAGAUGGAGGGUCAUCGACUACAUCUACCCCGGCACCCGCUCUAAACGGCGAAGGGGAAAUAUACGCUGCCGUUUAUUCCGGAAUUCCAGUGUACGAGAUGAUGUGUAAUUCUGUGGCCGUAAUGAGGAGAAAGAGUGACGGGUUUCUGAACGCAACGCAGAUCUUGAAAGUCGCGGGUGUGGAUAAAGGGAAGCGGACUAAGAUCUUGGAUAAGGAAGUUAUGAUUGGAGAGCACGAAAAGGUGCAAGGAGGAUAUGGAAAGUAUCAGGGUACAUGGAUUCCAUUCGAACGAGGCGUGCAACUGGCUGCAAUGUACGGAGUGGAUGGAUUUCUUCGGCCACUCCUGGAAUUUGAGCUUCCGGCACCUGGCCGGGCAGAUCAGACUCCUACCAAGGAGCAAGUAAUGGCUGCUAACCGAGACCUGCUGAAGCGAUCCAACUCUUCCAGCUUCAACAAAAGCAAAAGUCGUUCCCACGGAGAUGAUGGUACUGAUACUGCUCAACGCAGGCGAAGAGCGGGGGCUCCAAGCACGAGGGCAAGCAAACGGUUGAUGGAGAUUGAAAGUUCGGAUAUCCAUGAUGACGAGUCUUCAGACAAUCCUUUGGCCUCACCAGGUCCCCUUGGCAACUACGCUAAGAAGAGACCAAGAACUGACGCCUAUGCCGAGAGUGUUAUCGAAACUAAUGCGGAAAAGUACCGUGCCAUGUUAAUGGCAAUGUUCGUCCACGAAGAUCCACUGUAUAUACCCGAUAUGUUGUCGGGCCCUACGCUACCGAAUGACCUGGACCUGGAUAUUGUGAUCGAUGAGCAGUCCCACACAUCAUUACAUUGGGCCGCCGCACUAGCGCGGAUUAAUGUUGUACGAGUACUCUUGCAAAAGGGUGCCGACAUACGGAGUGUUAACAAUGACGGGGAAACGGCGCUGAUUAGAGCCGUUCGUGUGACAAAUAACUAUGACAAUCAGACAUUUCCUGAGCUUCUCGACCUUUUGCAUUCGACUCUCUCGCUAGUGGACGCUAAGAACCGCACCGUCCUGCAUCACAUCGCCGCCACCGCGGGUCUGGAGGGCCGUGUAGCGGCCAGCCGCUACUACUUGGAGUGUUUGUUGGAAUGGGUUGCUCGCCACGGUGGUAACUUCUCAUCCUUAGUGGACAUACAGGACAGCGCUGGGGACACAGCGCUGAAUGUUGCGGCCCGUAUCGGGAACAGGAACUUGGUGGAACAAUUAAUCGAUGUCGGUGCUGAUGGUACCAUUGAGAAUCGUGCGGGCCUUAGGCCAUCGGAUUUCGGGUUUGAGGACGUCCUCGGGUCUAGCAGGGGAGACGGAGGAGUAGAAGGCACAGGCGAUACUGGAGAGGCCGAGAAGAUUGAAGGAACCAGUCGAGUGGUGUUUCCUAGUAUCAGAACCGAAGAGGAGGAUGCCGCUCUAGCUCUAAGUGCUGUCGCGAGUGCAACAAAAGGAAGAGAGAUUGCUUCGGCGGUUCAACAAAUGGUUGACGAGAUGUCAUGCACCUUCUCUGCGGAGAUGAAAGUCAAAGCAGAUCAACUGACGGAAGCCCGAAAUCAGCUGCGGCAGGUAACCAAAGAACUCGCCGAUGUCCGAAAACAGAAUCAUAUACUGCGCAAAGAAAACCAGAUGCUGCCGGAAAUGGUGCAACAGAUCAAAAAUUUGGAGCGGUGCCUCGGAGAAGAAAUGGCAAAAUGUAAUACUGCCACUAUUCAUGAUCAACGGAGUACAGAUUCAACGCCUGGAGGAAUGGUCACAGGAGGGAUAACAGAAACCAAGCAAACCCCACAGGACCCCAACGGAGAAUUGGCUGCUCUACGCCGAACCCUUCAAGAAAAGGAGGCUCUAGAACGUUCACUGCGCAGCGAGAUCAUCCGGUUAAAAUCGACAUCUGGCAAAUCAGAACUGGGCUGCAAAAAAAUUAUUGCAGCAUGUUGCAAUGUUCCUGUCGAGAGUGUGGACGAGCUACUGAAUCCCCUGUUACAAGCUGUUGAGAGUGACAAGGAAGUGGAUAUGAGUGCUGUUGCCGGGUUUAUGAUGGAUGUGAAGAGACGAGAGGGAGGACGUUGUUAAUUUUGGAUAGGUACUAUUUAUUGUGUGCGAAAAGCGGAUUGUACAGUAGUAUCCAGAGGUAGGAUCAAUUGAAACCCAUUCUUGCGCUGCUAGGUUUCAGUUUAGGAUAGGCGCCUUGCGUUGCACUGGCGAUUCUUAAUAAAUGAAUUGUAAUUUAUUGCUCAA